Molecule: messenger RNA, 309 nt
Organism: Rotaria sordida
Lineage: Eukaryota; Metazoa; Rotifera; Eurotatoria; Philodinida; Philodinidae
Source: the annotation of a GenBank genome assembly
AUGCAAAUGAUCAAUGAAAAUGCAAUAACACAACGACCAUUAAUCCAUUUUAUACAAGAGAUUAAUAAAAUGAAUAAAUACAAUGUAAUUAUAGACAACUCGAAUGAUAAUGACAAUGAUCCAAUAUAUAUUGAACCACCAACAACUACUACAGUAACUCAAAAUGCCGAAUCGUUAUCAAUAGAGAAAAAUAUUUUCAACUUACCGAAAAUACCACGCAUUCAAAAAUCAUUCACUAUAGCUACACAAACAGAGAACACAAAUAAUACACCUGUUCCUGAUACACCAACUGAAGAUGAACAGCACUGA